Arachis duranensis is the source of this 837-nucleotide messenger RNA. RefSeq lists its product as uncharacterized. The transcript is spliced from 2 exons. The record is from RefSeq and is a predicted model, not a curated record. NCBI's taxonomy places the organism in Eukaryota, Viridiplantae, Streptophyta, Magnoliopsida, Fabales, Fabaceae. Bases 1 to 837 code for a protein of 278 amino acids.
AUGAGGCUGUGCCGUGGUUCGCGAGAUAUCCACGGUGUACAAUUAGAGGAAUUUUCUAAAUGGCUGCUUCAAAUUGGUGACGGGUUACUCGGAGACAGCACCGAUGGCGAAUCAGUGAUUAGAAUACCCGACAACUUGCUGCUGGAUAUUGAGUCUCCAUGUCUGCAUGAUUUGGUGUUGUUCGUUUAUCCUGACAUCUUACUCCAUUCUUCUAGCAUGGAUUAUUUUAAGGGUAGAAGUAUAUUAGCACCAACACUUGAUGUUGUAACUGAAGUAAACAAUCAUGUGAUGUCUUUGAUGCCUGACAACGAGAGGGUUUACUUGAGCUCUGAUACACUAAUUAAUGAAGAUGGUCAUCUGGUAUACACAAUGAGCACGGAGUCAUUGUAUGCAUUGAAUUGUUUAGGAAUUCCCCAACAUCGGUUAGUUCUUAAAAUCGGUGUUCCUGUGAUGCUUCUUCGCAAUAUUGACCAAUCCGAUGGAUUAUGCAACGGUCGUAAUACUGGUAAAGUUGUCUUUAUUCCCAGGAUGAACAUAUCACCUAAUAAUGAUGCAUUACCGAUCAGGUUUACUCGACGACAGUUUCCAGUUGCGCUUUGCUUUGCGAUGACCAUAAACAAGUUCCAAGGUCAAACGCUAUCAACUGUUGGCGUGUAUCUUCCAUUUCCAAGGCCUGUUUUUACUCAUGGUCAGCUUUAUGUUACGCUAUCUCGGGUCAACAUGCAUUCUGGACUGAAGAUAUUAUCUGUUGGUUCUAAAGGCACAAUUUCAGAUCACACUAUUAAUGUUGUCUAUAAAAAAAAUUUUACUGUCUUGCUACCUAACAUUCUACCUUGA